Molecule: messenger RNA, 3426 nt
Organism: Candidozyma duobushaemuli
Lineage: Eukaryota; Fungi; Ascomycota; Pichiomycetes; Serinales; Metschnikowiaceae
Product: serine/threonine protein kinase
Exons: 2
Coding region: 1-3426 (1141 amino acids)
Biological process (GO): protein phosphorylation
Molecular function (GO): protein kinase activity; ATP binding
Source: RefSeq, a predicted model, not a curated record
AUGCCUCCCGACCUGCUCAAAGUGAAGCCAAAAUCGUCACUCCCGGCCACGGGAGUGUCUGUCGCUGAUGAUAUUACACCUACGAUGCUGGCGUCGGAAGAUCCCCAACAUCGAAGUAACUCGAUCCCGAAAAGACCAUCCAUGCCUAAAACGUCCGAUUCCGAAGACAAGCUGCUACGCCCAAACCUCUUUGGAAAGGUUGCAAACCUCCUACAACAGAACCUGGUUUCCUCUCUCAAUUCCAACGCAUCACUUAGUCGCAUACAAAGCCCUGCCGCCGACCACAUACCGAGUCUGGCCAUCCUGCCGCCAUCAAGGCCACGACUGAGAUUGGUCAAAGAAACGAAUUACGUGUCUCUAGAGUAUGACCCAAUCACACGACGCAAGGUUUUGAACACAUAUGAGAUACGUGGGGAAAUCGGCAGAGGUGAACAUGGCAAAGUUAAGUUAGCCAGAGACCUCACGACGAGCGAGCUUGUAGCCAUUAAGAUUGUGAACAGAAAAAACAAAAAGGAACGCAGGCUAUUGAGCAAGCGAGGCUCGAUCGCUUCCCCUAAUCACCCUUACAGCGACUACGAAACAAAGAUCCGCAGAGAGAUCGCAAUCAUGAAGCGCUGUGACCACAAGUACAUUGUCAACCUUAGGGAGGUGCUCGACGAUCGUCGUUCUCAUAAAAUCUACUUGGUUCUUGAAUACCUUGAGAAGGGUGAGAUCAAGUGGAAGAGACUGACGCCGAUCAAGAGCCCUGCACCAUUGCAUGACUCCCAAGAGUCCAACAUACCAUGCUGUGAAACCAAAUCGCAUCACAAGACAGAGGCGUCUCCUCUAGACGAUAAUGAAUUGCUCGCCGACAUUUAUUCUCCUAAUCUCACCUUCAGACAGUCCAGAAAGGUUUUCAGAGACGUGCUUCUAGGUCUUGAAUACCUCCAUAUGCAAGGAAUCAUCCACAGGGAUAUAAAACCUGCCAAUCUACUUGUCGGAUCAGAUAAUACUGUGAAAAUCAGUGAUUUCGGUGUUUCUUUCGCAUCGUACUUGGGAAAUACCGAUGAAGGUUUCUGUAUGACUGAGGCAGAGCUUGCAAAGACUGUGGGAACUCCGGCUUUUUUUGCUCCGGAGCUUUGCCGCACAACCUUUUCUGCCAGCAACAGCACCAUCCAAAUGACAUCUUUGGAGAAGGAACAACUGGACCCCAAGAGCGGUAGCGAAACACCCAAAAUUACAUACAAGAUCGACAUUUGGUCUUUGGGUGUCACGCUAUACUGCCUACUCUUCGGCAAGGUACCUUUCAACGCGGAACUGGAGUUCGCGUUAUUUGAUGUGAUAGUCAACCAAGAGGUGGUCUUCCCGGAAAGCAAAGACGCCUUCCAUUCCCCACAAGAAGUUAGUGAUGAGGAAUUUGAGUUGGCGAAGGAUUUGAUCAGAAAACUCCUUGACAAAAAUAGUGAAACUAGACUCACUAUUAGCGCAAUCAAAGAGCAUCCUUUCGUCUUGAUGGAUCUCGAAGAUGACGUCGAUAAGAUUCAUGAGUUUUUCUUCAUCAAUUCGCUUGAAACGGCCGCAGCCUUUGACUCCUUGAGGAAUCAUGAAAUCACCAAAGAAGAGUUAGAUGAUGCUGUCAUUGGUGUGGGAAACAGAAUCCAAGGCAGUUUCCUUCAUGCUCUUCGCUCAAGAGAUCUGGAGGCACUCCGCAAGGCUGCACUAAAAAUGGAAGCCAGCACCUCCUCAAGUGAUGAAUCCUCCAAUCUAGCAACUCGCACGAACAGCAACACGAUGGGCUACAAUCCCUCCAUAAACAAUUCGGUUAUUCUCCUGGAAUCGGUGCAGACUCCUCCGAUGGGGUUGUCCAGAGCUCACUUACAGACAUAUGACGCAGGCUCUUUUCUCAAGUCUUCUUCGGGACAAACUGGUCAAAACUCACCAGAACCUUUAACCCUCUCGCGCCAAAAUACUGGGAGUCGACCAUCGGUCGUUCUUAGUCGCAACAAUUUGCUAUUUCAGGAUGUUUUAGAAACCAAUAGCUCAUCUUCGAGCAGAAGAGGAAGCGUCAACGGCUUUCAAGAAGCUCCUCAAAUCGAGACAAAGCGAAAUGUUGGGGGAGAUCUUUAUUUGAAGAAUCAAUCCGUCAUUGACACUUUUAAGGGAAUCCAACAACUAGAUCAGAAGAGACGGAAGUCGAGUGCUUUUCUUCACAGCAAUGCAAGCACGCCAUCGAGUCCUAGACCUAGCAAGACGGAAUAUAUACUGGGUCUGGAAUCCAAGCAUCCUCUUUCACAGCCCCAAGCCAUUCCAAUGUCGACAGAUUCUUCUAUCCUGAGCAAGAUUAAGGUGGGCCCAAUAAGUAUUGACAACAAAAGACGCGCGUCAUCAGUGAUAUCAUUGCCGUUGACCGAGAGUUUUGCUUCAUUGGACAGCUUCAAUGACGAAUAUCUUACGCACAAAUACCAUGAGUUCAGGAAAAAGAAGCAUGGAGGCUUCUUGCCAGAACCUGGUGUCAUUAACUCUGAUCCUGAUCUUGGUGGGAAACCUGAUGCUUUCGAUUCUAUCAAUGAGAAAUUCAGAAAUUUCAAUUUGGGCUCACUGAUGUCAGGCAUGAAAAACUCAAGGGAAACAAAGACAAAUGAAGGUGUGGCUCCGACCUCAAGGUCCAGGUUCCUGUCAUACUCGACCGGUACUAGGUCACUGACUUCCCAGUCACGCAGCAGUUGCAGUGGAAGCGGGAGCGGAAGCGGAAGUGAAAGUGAGAGCGAAAGUGAUGAAGAAGCUGGCAACUUAACCUUGAAGUUCUCGUCCAAGGUGACCCCUCGGGGACGUCCCCCUUUCUUGUCAUUGAGUAAUAGGGCUCUUUCACAUGAUUCCAACCUCCCGGACUUGAUCCACCACCAGAAUAAGGUUUAUGACGUACCGGUUGUGUUCCAAAAUGAUCUUGUCGAGUUUGAGGACGUUCCUGAAGGCUUGAUGGGAAAUGUACAGAAGGCCGCUGACACUGACAUGAGUACCUCGGUUUCCGUACUUUCCCUGAAUUCCAACGCCACAAUCACUUUUGAUCAAGAGGAGCAGCCUUCGCUUCUACAGAUUCCACGCAAACCAUCGGUACAGCGUUCCCCAUUGCGGAAUCAAGUGAACCUUGACUCCUACUCGAAUGGCAGUUCACUGCAGGAAAGAGAAGCUCGGGUUAACGAUGCUGUACCGGGAGUUGCAAAGUCCGCAAUGAGAUCAGGUUACUUCAGGAAUCACUACAAAAAGGAGCCUGUUCAUUCUCCGUUUCCCAAAUCCAAACAUCUUGAAAAUGAUCGGGAAUCUGUCGUGAAGCAGCAGAUGAGAGAAGGAACAGAGCUCGCACGCCCGGUUUAUCAGCGUUCGAACUCCAUCACUUUAGGACUCCUCCAACACAUUCGACCUGACCCGAUUAAAGAAGAAGCCAUUUGA